UCCAAUGCGUGGGCCACGAAAACUAGAGGUGGUGGAGAUCAAAUCUAGACAAAUCACUAUUUGCUGGGAACCAUUUGGAUAUAAUGUCACACGUUGCCAUCGAUACAACCUCACAGUCCAUUACCGUUACCAGGCUGGAGGACAGGAGCAAGUGAGAGAAGAAGUAAGCUGGGAUACAGAAAGUUCACAUCCCCAGCACACAAUUACUAAUCUGUCACCAUACACAAAUGUCAGCAUCAAAUUAGUACUAAUGAACCCUGAAGGACGAAAAGAAAGCCAAGAACUUGUAGUACAAACUGAUGAAGAUGUCCCGAGUGCUGUGCCACUUGAAUCUAUUCAAGGAAGUACCUUUGAAGAGAAGAUUUUUCUUCAGUGGAGAGAGCCAGCACAAACAUAUGGUGUGAUUACUUCAUAUGAGAUCACCUACAAAGCAGUCAGUUCCUUUGACCCAGAAAUAGAUUUAUCCAAUCAAAGUGGACGAGUCUCAAAGCUAGGAAAUGAAACGCACUAUCUCUUUUUUGGACUUUAUCCUGGCACUACCUACUCUUUUACCAUCAGAGCCAGCACAGCAAAAGGCUUUGGACCUCCAAUCACAAACCAGUUCACCACUAAAAUAUCAGCACCCUCUAUGCCACCAUAUGAACUUGAAACACCUUUGAAUCAAACUGACAGCACUGUGACAGUCUUGCUGAAACCUGCACAGAGCAGAGGCGCUCCUGUCAGGUACUGGUGGAAAAAUCGUUAUAAAAUUAAAACCAAAUUGAUUAAUUUCUUGAACAUGUUUUCUGGGGAUUUUCUACACAGAUUUGAUCCAGAUGCAAGUGGCUUGUUCUUUGAAGAUAAGGAACAAAGCCAUAGUUCUGUUGUGUGGGUGGCUUCUUUAAG
This is a messenger RNA of Mesitornis unicolor (brown roatelo), 885 nucleotides long. Its product is annotated as receptor-type tyrosine-protein phosphatase mu-like. The record is from RefSeq and is a predicted model, not a curated record. The transcript has 5 exons. NCBI's taxonomy places the organism in Eukaryota, Metazoa, Chordata, Aves, Mesitornithiformes, Mesitornithidae. The annotation marks the transcript as partial. Gene Ontology annotation, molecular function: protein binding.